CAUUAGACCAUUUCAUUUCGAUACAAUACGAUCAGUUUUGGUUCGUCUUCUCUUCGAGAGGAAGCUUUGAUUUGAUCGUAAUCGAUAGAUUGUUAUUGUUGAUUAAGAGAGUUGAGUUUUUUUGUGAUCGGAGGUGAUGGAUUGGGGAAGUGUGACGGCUGAAGAUCUCGUCGAUGCUCUCCGAGAGGUUGAUUGGUCGUCGCCGCCGCGUCCGCUGUCUGAGUUCUUCUCAAGGUUCACCGUUCCUAAAUCUCUCGCUAAAUGGGACAGCCGCCUCAAGUGCAAUCUCUACUAUUACCGAACGAACUACUUCAUCAUGAUCGUCUUUAUACUUGGAUUGGGAUUUCUUACAAGGCCUCUCGCCAUUCUCUCUGCCUUUUUGACUGCAGUAACUGUGGCAUUUCUUAAUGACAGCUUUGCAGGUUCCUUUAGUGAGAAGGCCACACGAACCAUCAGAAGUUUCUCCCCACAGUUAGCUGCUAAAAUGAGACCUCCAUUGGCGUAUGUUUCUUUGCUUCCCUCUCCUUCCUUCCUUGCUUGCUUGCUUAUCAUCUGUUUAUACUUGGUCUUAUAUAGGCCUGUCAUUCGUGGACGCCCAUCAGCAAAGAGAGCAAUCUAUAUCUGUGGCCAACCCCGUUGGGUCUUUGUCUUGAUAUCCUCACUUGUGAGUUUUGCCCUUUGGUAUAUUUCAUGUGGUUUGUUCACCGUCUCUUUGGCACUACUCAUUGGGCUUCUUGCUACAAUUCUUCAUGCAACCUUGAGAACACCCAACUUGAAGGCACGUCUUAACACCUUCAGGGAGGAAUUUCGAGCAGUGUGGCGUAACUACAGUGAGAUCUAGAGUAAUGUAAGCUCGAGCAGAGUAUUGCUGUUGCUGUAAGCUUUGAUUUUUUUAGCUCCAUGACUCGGAUUAUCUGUUACUUGAUUUGGUUUCUGCUUUCUGUAGCAGUCUUUUUGUUUCAGCACUUGUAAAGCUAGCUUUUUUUGCUGUAGUUGUUUUCCCCGGACCCCUAUAUGAUGAAUUACUAUAAAAUCCUAGAGUCGUUUGAGAGCGUGCAUUUUCCU
Molecule: messenger RNA, 1065 nt
Organism: Brassica oleracea var. oleracea
Lineage: Eukaryota; Viridiplantae; Streptophyta; Magnoliopsida; Brassicales; Brassicaceae
Product: PRA1 family protein A1
Exons: 6
Coding region: 137-841 (234 amino acids)
Cellular component (GO): membrane
Source: RefSeq, a predicted model, not a curated record